AUGAUCCUGCUUGUCUUUGGUCGAAAACCUUUUGAAAGGAACUCGCCGUGUCGACAACAUUUAGGCCGAUUUCUUCGCUUCCUGAUCGCGUUCUUGGCACUAGCGGUGACGUCCCCAUUCUGCAAAGUGGUUUACGAUCUUGUACCCGUGCAUUAUUAUGCAUUUGCGGCGGUAUUGUUGCCUGUGGUGGGAUUGGCGGCAGAACAAUUUCUCAUCAAAGCGACAAAGGAGCUGGAGGUUUUUAUACCGACGAUCAUUGCCUUCUCCGUGGAUUUGUUGACUGCACUUUUCGUCUCUGUGUGUAUAUCAGCAUCGCCACCGAUCCACGUCUCCAUCCUUUUCAUCGGAGUGGACUUGGCUCAGUUAUGGUUAGAGUAUCGCGAGGUAUCUGCACACGCUAAUACGGUUUUAGAGUUCAUUCGCAAACAGCAAUCUUCCGAGGGAAAAAAUACUGGCGACAAUUCUGCUGUUAGAGGAAAACUCCUGGCACGGAUGAUCGCAGUGACUCGAAACCCGAAAACCUUCAAACUCGCGUGGAAGAACAGUGUUCGCUUGUGGGCUUGUCUUCCGCACCCCCUGGCACGAGACCAAAGGGAUCAACUUCGUGUACUGGAAGCCUCUAGAUUUGAGGAGUAUCAAAAGAUAUUAUCUCACAGACAAGAAAGUCAACCGAGGAAAGUCACCGUGACUUUCAAGUUGGAGUGGCAGCAGUCGUACCGGCGCACACCAUCGAGCGGUUCAACGCAUUCGGCACCGCAAGGGAAACCAUUCAUUGUAGAGGGGUUGCAGCUGCUCUUCCAAUGCGAGUAUCUUGUGCUGGUUGAGUAUGUUGAGUGCAUCAUACCUGUCGUAUUUACGGUCUACAAGUCAAUCCUGCAGCAACUACCGAAUGUCGUGUUCUACCCGGUUGGAGCUGGAAAGUGGGGUGUACGCUCCAUGGGGAAUACGCUUGCAUUAGCAGCACUGGAGGCUGCGUCGCUAGUGCUACUCCACCAUCUUUUGCAUCGCAAGUUUGGCUUUUCACCAUUCUACCAGCUUGGAUUCGUUCUCGAGACGCAGAUCCACAUGGUUCAAAUGAGGCUAUUCCUCGAAUUUGUGGUUCUACUGCAGUUUGAGCUCGAGCAUCUUGGUGUUGAUUUCACGUUUCGCUUCGAGUGGCUGCGUGGCAACAGUUAG
Molecule: messenger RNA, 1176 nt
Organism: Phytophthora sojae
Lineage: Eukaryota; Oomycota; Peronosporomycetes; Peronosporales; Peronosporaceae
Exons: 3
Coding region: 1-1176 (391 amino acids)
Source: RefSeq, a predicted model, not a curated record